CCAUUAAUUGACAACAUGCCAAAAAUUAACAAUGACAAAACUAUCAUUAUCCGUGUUUGCACGCCUAUGUUUGUAAAAAAAAGAAAAAAAAGAAAAAAUAAAAAUACAAAACCACCAUUUUUGCAUGUAAUUUGACUCUCUCUCCCUCUCUUCAAAGAAGAGAACAAGUUACAAGGGAGAGGAAUCGAAAUCCAGACAUUUGCGUCACACGUUUUCAUGUGUUUUUUUUUUUAAUUCAAAAUUUGAUCUUGAACUUUGAAUAUUCAUGUACAGAAUAUUAGUUGUCGUUUAUUUUUUAUUAGGCUCACAAUUUCUAACCCUGCAGGCCUUAGGUUUAACCUAAGGAAGUUGACUUGGAAUGGUGAAUUGUUUAACAAAAAAUUACCAGUCUUAUCUUCCUCUUUUUGUUGAAAACCAAAUAAGGUUUUUUUCCCAGUGAUUAGCCAUGAAUAGCUGUGCACCGUUGCUGUUUCGUAAAAAGUCACAUGGAUUUGAGGGAAAGGAGUCGCCAGUGGCGACAACCAAGAGGUCAAAUAUAUUGAGGAAUCUCAAGUUAUUCAAAGGCUCUAAAGUGCACAAUUCCAACAGUGCGACCAGUGUAUUCCUUAAAAUGGAAGAGCUUAGGAAAAAGAUUCUUACUUUUAGGGACUUAAUUGACCUACCUCCAUGUGUCGGCUCUGCUUCUGCAAAUGAGCUGGUGAUAACGACAGUGAAGGAUCUGCACGUGUUGUACCCUAAUAUUGUACCCAAAAAUUCGAUGUCAGAAAUCGAAGGAACACCUAUAAAUCAGGCACUGGCCUCGCUUUGCCAAGCUUUGAAAUCUAUCGGAGACAUGUGGAUGAGUAAAGAUGAGUGGGUGGAGAAAUCCAAAACCGUAGCAUAUGAUAAAAUGACUUCCAACAAGUUGGAACAACAUGCAUUGGCAAUGCUCCAUGACAUGAUUAAAUUAGCAAGAGAAAGGUUGUUUGAUUUGAUGGAUGAAGAUGAACCAGUGAAAGUUAACAGUCCCAAAACUGGUUCAUUUGGGAGGUCUUUGUCAGAGUCCUCCUACUCCGAGAACAAAUCUCCAUUUGGUUCUCCAGCUACUCCAACUUCAGUCCUCCCAGUGAUGACAACUCGUUCCGCGGCUCCUUAUUGUUCACCUCUUCUCUUACCUCUUAGAGUUCAAGCAGUUGAGAAGUUGAACCCCAUUGAUUUUAAGCGCCUUUCAUUCCACAUGUUCCAUUACAUGGCAGGCUCGGGUCAUAGGAAUACGACAGUUGGGGAACAAAAGCAGGAGAAGGAAGUAAAUAAUGACUGUGAAAUUACAGAAACAAGUGGCAUUGAACUUGAGGAUACUGAAGAUUGCAAAAUAAAGGAGGAUAUACAAAAAAUUCUAAUGAUUAAUCUGGAAAAGAUAACUAGUGAUAAAGGGAGAAAUUGGAUUGGCAACCCAAAUAUUUCACUAGGACCAAGUCCUCGUUCACUCAAGUUUCGACCGAAUGUAGCAGAAGCUGGGGUGCUACCCCCACCACCACCGUCAACGCCCACCUCGCCAAUGGUAGAGGUAGAGGUAGAGGUAGAGGCAGAGGUAGACGUUCUGCCUCCGCCGCCACCAUCAACACCCAUGUCCCCAAUGGCAGAAGAAUCAACACUGCCACCACCACCGCCACCACCACCCAUGUCACAAAACGUUGUGGCAUCACCACCUUCUCCUCCUCCUCCUCCACCACCACCUGAACCACCCAUGUUAUCACCCUUGACUCUGCCUCCACAGCCACCCCUACCACCAUCACCAACCAAACUGGCACCAAAUGUACCACAAGCAAUGCAAUCAGCAAUGCCAUCACCACCUCCUCCACCGCCACCAUUCAUGACAUCAAGACACUCAGCAAUGCCACCACCACCGCUGCCACCACCUAUGAUGGCAAGCAACAGAGAAACACCAGUGCCACCUCCAGCAGGGAUGUCAUCAAAACAAUCAGUUCUAUCACCACCACCACCACCCAUGGCACUGGGAAAGGGAGCUCCUCCCCCACCACCUCCUACUUUUGGUGGCUCAAAAUCCCUACGUCCCAAAAAAGCAACAACUAAAUUGAAGAGAUCAUCCCAGAUGGGUACUCUAUAUCGACAUCUAAAGGUGAAGGUUGAAGGAUCUAAUCUAGAUAGUAAAUCAUCACAGGGGAAAAAAGGUAAAAUUGGGACCACAACUGGUGGAAAACAAGGAAUGGCCGAUGCACUAGCAGAGAUGACAAGGAGAUCAGCAUACUUCCAACAAAUUGAAGAGGAUGUUAAAAAGCAUGCAAAAACAAUCAUGGAGUUGAAAGUGACCAUUAGCGCUUUCCAAACAAGAGACAUGGUUGAGCUCCUCAAGUUCCACAAAUACGUGGAGCACCAUCUAGAGAAACUAACUGAUGAAUCCCAGGUGCUAGCAAGGUUUGAAAGUUUCCCUGAAAAGAAGUUGGAGGCAUUGAGGAUGGCAGGUGCACUCUACUCUAAGUUAGAUAUAAUAGCCAAUACUCUGCAGAACUGGAAGAUUGAUGCCCCUCUAAGUCAAUUCCUUGACAAGUCUGAGAGUUACUUCAAUAAGAUCAAAGGAGAAAUCGACACAUUAGAACGAACUAAAGAUGAUGAAGCCAAGAAGUUCCGAAAUUACAAGAUCAAUUUUGAUUUCAGUAUCCUAGUAAGGAUCAAAGAAUUGAUGGUGGAUGUUUCCUCAAACUGCAUGGAGUUAGCACUUAAGGAGAACAGAGGAGCAAAGGUUGAUGAAAACGAACAAAGUCGAUCUAAAACCGACAGAGAAAUGAAGGGAUCUACUAAAAUGCUUUGGAGGGCUUUCCAAUUUGCAUUCCGUGUUUAUACAUUUGCCGGUGGACACGAUGAUCGUGCUGACAAGUUGACAAGAGAACUGGCUCAAGAAAUAGAGAAUGACUCUCAUUGUAGUAAUCUACUAAUAUAAAUAUUUUGGGCAAAUAAAUGUAACAAAAAGAAAAAUAGAACAGUUGAAUAUGUGAUACUAGUAUAAGAUGAUCUCAAUAUUAUUGCGAAUUUUGAGGCCGAUCACAUUGAAGCAAGCAUAUCUAGCCAUAUGCCCUGGAGAUGCUUCUUCUGAGUUGGUCAAUUUAAUAUAUUAGAACAUAAUAUGCUACAAGAACAACAUUGCUAAGACUAUGGAGAAGAUCAAGCUAAACUCUAGCUCCGCUACUCCACAAAUGCUCUAUGUUAAUAUCCAAGUGAUUGGUUUUGUAGUCUCUGCAUAUUGUCUAUUCUCAUGACUGAAAAUAUUAUUUGAUCAUUUUACUUUGUUUGAUUUUAUAUUCCCCUUUCUUUCUUUUAUACAAUGUUAUCACACAUGCCUAGUUAUAAACAUCGCCUUUGUUGCGAGUGUCUUGCAUUUUUACGGUACUCAAAGAGUUACCUUAAUGCUGUGUUUGGUUGGGGGAUUUGAGAAGGGAUUUGGAAAGGAAAAUGGAAAGGUAGGUGAAAUGUGAAUAAAAUAUACCCACAUUUCACCUAAUUUCACACACAUUUUCUCUUUCCUUUUCCAAAUCUCUCUCUAAAUCCUCCAACCAAACACAGCGUAAGGGGUGUUUUGCAGAAGUGGAGAGCCAACGGCCAUUAAGGUUUCAGUGUGAGAGUAUGACAUCAUUGUAGAGUGGUUGAGUUUACGCAUAUUGGAUUUGAUCACCUUCCCUCUGUGGAUGUAGGCGCAUUGUUGAACCACCUGUAUAUUGUAUUCUAUGUAUUUGAUUUGCUUUUCAUAAUAUUUUGUGGUUGGAACAAUUUGAUUUCUGCAUAACACCGUUGUUCUCAGUAUUUGGCAUUAUCACCUAGUUACUAGCAUCAAAAUCUAGGGAAGAUUACUUACUAAAAUUGGGUGCAAUUAUGCAAGUAUUAGCAUGCAAAGGACAUGGAUUCUUGUAAGCAAUAAGAGCAACUCAAUGGCAGAGAAGUAGAAACAACGUACAGAACUGUAUGCAUAUCUUAUACAGACAAGAAGUCAACCGUGAAGCCAAUGUAGCCUUUGCAUUUUUAUUGUACACUCAAAUUAGUAUAAAGGACCUUUCAUGAAGACAGAGAGCCAAGUCUGUUAAGGUUUCAGUGUGAAAGUGUGACAUUGUAAAGUGGUUGAGUUGAGAGGUUCAGAGCCCUGCAAUCCUUUUUGUACAUAUUGGGUUUGAUCUCCUCCCUCCGUGGAGGUCGGCACGUUGCCAAAACCACUUAAUCUUGUGUGCUAUGAUUUGAUUUAUUGGAAUCAUUCAAUUUUUUGCAUAACAUCUCCGUUAUUAAUAGGGCGAAUUACACUAACAAUCUAUGUAGUUAGGGCUUGUAUCACUUUGGUCCCUCACUUUUCAAUUGUGAUACAUUUGAUUUUGAAUUUUAAAUCUUGUUCUAAAUAAGGACAAUCAAAUAUGUUUCCUUUGCAAAUGAUCAAUUUUAAGAGCAAAGUUAUUAUACAACUUAUUUUGUGUUGGCUAACUCGUAUAUUGUUUAAAAUGUAAUGAUCUUUUUUUAUUUUAUUUUAUUUUUAUGAAUAAUCCUGGCACUUUCUUGGUUAUAAAUUUUUAUUUGGUUUGGUUUUCAUAAUCUAUUUUCAAAAA
This is a messenger RNA of Camellia sinensis, 4580 nucleotides long. Lineage: Eukaryota; Viridiplantae; Streptophyta; Magnoliopsida; Ericales; Theaceae. The record is from RefSeq and is a predicted model, not a curated record.